This is a messenger RNA of Brassicogethes aeneus, 666 nucleotides long. Lineage: Eukaryota; Metazoa; Arthropoda; Insecta; Coleoptera; Nitidulidae. The record is from the annotation of a GenBank genome assembly.
AUGUGGCCGUUAAUUAAAUUAAACGUCGAAUCGUCGCGAGAUUUAGGUAACAAGAAGAUGAUUUAUCAGUGCCGCGGCUUGCCGUUUGUUCGUACAGAGCGGUUACCGAAAUACAUGUAUUUAAUUGUGCCUAAACACAGAGAUGAUGGACGGGCUCUUUUAGAAGAUAUUAAAGAUUUAUCUUUACCAGAUUUAGUAAAAUUGGUCCAGGAUACAACACAAAGACGUCCAAAUGAUGUACAUGAAAGUGAUGUAAGUUUUUACUUAUAUACAAAGAAUUUAUCCGGGAUAAAAGUAAAUUAUACUCUAACAGAAGUGCUGAAUACAUCUAAACCUUUUAAGUUUAUUAUUCAUGGAUAUAUUGAAAAUCAUAAAAGACUUUGGUAUAAAAAUAUGACCACUGAAUACCUAAUUAAUGGAGAUUUUAACAUUAUUCAGGUUGACUGGGAACGGCCUUCUCGAUUUAGUUAUAUUUCGUCAGCUUUCAAUACAAGAUAUGUAGUAUUGUUUAUUUUGGUAAAGAAAAUGGAGUGUGCAAGUAGUACUUCAUCUGAUGAAUGGGAAUGUGAACUAGAGGAGUGUGCUGUUGCUAUUAUUAUAAAUAAAAAACAAAAUUUCUUUAAUGUUGAUUGUACAGGAACUCAUAUGAACGCACUUUUUCAAUAA